Lathyrus oleraceus (garden pea) is the source of this 1605-nucleotide messenger RNA. RefSeq lists its product as uncharacterized. The transcript is spliced from 5 exons. Bases 1 to 1605 code for a protein of 534 amino acids. The record is from RefSeq and is a predicted model, not a curated record. Gene Ontology annotation, molecular function: chromatin binding; histone binding; ATP binding. Lineage: Eukaryota; Viridiplantae; Streptophyta; Magnoliopsida; Fabales; Fabaceae. Gene Ontology annotation, biological process: transcription initiation-coupled chromatin remodeling; nucleosome assembly; nucleosome disassembly. Gene Ontology annotation, cellular component: nucleus.
AUGGCUAGCUCAAGUAAAAGUAAAACAUUUCCCUCCGCUGCUAAACUCACACAUCCUCUCACCAUUGAUGGUAAGGAGAAUUUUAGGACUGCUCCUCCCAAGAACUGUCCUAAGUUUUGCGCCUGGAUUGAUCAAUUAGAAAUAGAGAAAACCGACCAUUGGAAAAGGACAUGCAUCUAUACCCUUCUACAGAUUGCCCGUUGUGGCCCUCCCCAAUCUUGUGGCAUGUUACUGGCUGCCCUCCAAUUUUGGGAUAGUUCGACCAAUUCUUUCUAUACCAAGUGUGGCAUGAUUACGCCGGGACUCUUGGAUAUUGUUGUCAUCACUAGCUUGAACCUGACUGGCGAAGUCUUCGACUGUGAAGCCGUAGCACCAAUCUCUCUGCGUUUUGACGUUGAUGACUCUUGCAAGCCGACGUAUAACAAUUUCAUUGAUAACCAUGCCACCUCUUCAGGCCCUAUGACCGACGAACAACAUGUGGCUUUCCUGACUCUUUGGCUGUCUCACUUUGUUUUCUGCUCCAGAUCUAUGCAGAUAGCCAAACAUUUUGCUCUCCUGGAAGCCCUGGGAGAACGUCAGAGUCGUGUAUUUGAUAUUGCUCUUGCAACAGAAGCUUCUAACGCUCUUGCUGGAGUUUUUGCUCCAAGUAAAGCAUCUAGAAAUCAGUUUCAAAUGUCACCUGAAACCUAUGAUACUAGUGCAACCACGCCAAAUGAUCCUGGAAAGAAUGGUAACCAUUCUCAGGUUAAAGGAGGGUCUGGAUGUAGUUCAAUACGUACGAAACGCGAGAACAAGAGGCUUCAUCGUGACUUAUUGAGAAUAGCCCCAAUGUAUAUUGGUGGUUCAGACUCUGCUGAGCUUACAACUCCAAGAGGUGUUCUUUUGCACGGGUAUCCUGGAACAGGGAAAACCUUAGUGGUCUGGUCAUUGAUAGGUGCAUGUGCUCGGGGAGAUAGACGGAUUACAUAUUUUUCCCGUAACGGUGCAGAUUGCUUGGGGAAAUAUGUGGGUGAUGAUGAGCGUCAACAAAGACUGUUAUUUCAGGUUGCUGAGAAAUGUCAACCUUCUAUAAUAUUCUUUGAUGAGAUUGAUGGACCAGCACCGUGCCGAACUCCACAACAAGACCAGACACAUAGUUAUGUCGUAUCAACACUGCUUGCUCUUAUGGAUGGUUUAAAAUCUAGGGGACCAGUUGUGGUCAUAGGUGCAACAAACCGUCUUGACGCUGUGGAUCCAACACUUAGGCGCCCUGGAAGAUUUGACCGGGAAAUUUACUUUCCGUUGCCAUCAACUGAAGACAGAGCUUCCACUCUUUCACUUCACACACAGAAGUGGCAGAAACCAAUUAGUGGAUCCUUGCUUGGGUGGAUUGCAAAGAAAACUUCUGGCUUUGCGGGUGCCGAUCUUCAGGCUCUUUGUACCCAAGCGGCUAUGAAUGCGCUGAAGAGGAAUUUCCCUUUGCAAAAGGUUCUAUCUGUAGCUGAAAAAAGAAAUUCUUCUGGUUGUAAGAACACUCCUCUUCCAUCAUUUACCGUGGAGGAGAGGGAUUGGGUAGAGGCUUUUUUCGUCUUCGCCAUUACCGUGUUCCCAGAGAGAAGCUGGUGA